Papilio polytes (common Mormon) is the source of this 978-nucleotide messenger RNA. RefSeq names its product corepressor interacting with RBPJ 1. The record is from RefSeq and is a predicted model, not a curated record. Lineage: Eukaryota; Metazoa; Arthropoda; Insecta; Lepidoptera; Papilionidae. The transcript has 5 exons. The coding region runs from base 146 to 889 and encodes 247 amino acids. Gene Ontology annotation, molecular function: transcription corepressor activity. Gene Ontology annotation, biological process: negative regulation of DNA-templated transcription. Gene Ontology annotation, cellular component: nucleus.
UUGACAUUGACAAUUAAUUAUUACAAUAUUAUUUUUCUGAUAUAAGUAUUGCGUUUAACUCUAAAGUAAAGUAAUAUAAUUAUUUUUUAACUUAUUAACUCAAGUAGUCUUCUUAUUUAAAAAUAUAUAAUAAUUGUUAUUCAAGAUGGGGAAAGGUUUUAAUAAUUAUAUGUGCAAGAAAUUCUUUCACCCAGCAUCCAGGGACAACUUAAAAAGAGUAUGGAUGGCAGAACAAAAAACUGAGGCUUAUAAGAAGAAACAAGAAGAAUUGCGUGUUCAGUAUGAGAAAGAGCAGGAACUUCAUGAAAAUAAAGCAUUGCUGAGUAAGGACAGUAAAGACAAACUGAGUUUAAACUUUAUGUAUGAGCCUCCACCGGGCGUGAAGAAAGAAAGAGAAAGGGAAGACAAUGAGCCUGAAUAUAAAUUUGAGUGGCAGCGCAAAUACAAUGCUCCUAGAGAGAGUUACUGCAAAGGUGACAAUGAGAUUCGGGACCAACCCUUUGGUAUACUGGUCAGAAAUGUCAGGUGUAUCAAAUGUCACAAGUGGGGUCACAUAAACACUGAUAAAGAAUGUUCAAUGUACACUCUUUCAAUGAGUGAGGCUCGAGCGCUGCAGGCUGCAUCUUCCACCACUCAAGAAGAAGAGGAAGAAAAGCCUGAUGUACCUACAUUGAUGCAGCAGAUGAGAGAUACUGGCUUGGUUAUGAAGCCAGGAGCACUUCCUUUAGCUGCCACAAAAAUAGAAGAUGAUCCUUCUGGUUUAACUGAAAUGGAUCUAAUCAGUCAGUUGACUAAGAAGCAAAAGAAGAAAUUGUUAAAGAAAUUGGAGAAGAUGGAAAAGAAAAAGGUUAAGAAAGAGAAGAAACACAAACACAGUUCUAAGUAUUAAACUGAAAGUUAAAAGAAAAGGUGAAUUUAGUUGGAAACUUGAUUAUUUUGUAUUUUAACAUCUGAUAAAAACCUUUCUAUUUAUGAAAA